This is a messenger RNA of Baudoinia panamericana UAMH 10762, 3349 nucleotides long. RefSeq lists its product as uncharacterized. Gene Ontology annotation, biological process: DNA-templated transcription; regulation of DNA-templated transcription. The transcript is spliced from 3 exons. NCBI's taxonomy places the organism in Eukaryota, Fungi, Ascomycota, Dothideomycetes, Mycosphaerellales, Teratosphaeriaceae. Gene Ontology annotation, molecular function: zinc ion binding; DNA-binding transcription factor activity, RNA polymerase II-specific; DNA binding. Bases 291 to 3218 code for a protein of 975 amino acids. The record is from RefSeq and is a predicted model, not a curated record.
UUUAAAGCAGCCAUAUCUCUGCCAGCUAGGGCACGCUUGCCGGGAACCGAAAGCCCUGCAGGAUCUCCACAUUUGCGGAGCAGUCUCGAACUGCGGAGAGUGGGUUUAGAGACGAAAGAGAGCUCAUGAGUAGAACGGAAGCGACUAUACAGAUCUGUACCGCCGCGCUUGAAGCCAGGGGGAGCGGUGGAGUCAUUGCUUGAGGGUAGCGUUAUCUCAUCAUUUGGGACAUGCAUCGCGCGCGUUGCACGCGAGGCACAUGGUCAUAGACCGGUAGUAAGAGACGCACUAUGGGCAAUGCGCAAGACGAUGACCCGACGCAAACCCAGCUCAAGAAGCAAGCAAAGGAGCUGCGCUUCGUCACCAAUUAUGGCGCGCCGCAUCCAAAGAGACGGCGCAUUGGUGCUGCAUGUCUGACCUGUCGCAAGCGCAAGACAGCUUGCUCCGGUGAACGACCCUUGUGCCAAACGUGCAGCCAGAACAGGCUCGACUGCGCUGGAUACUCUUCCGAAGCGCCGACCACCGUUCACAAGCGAUCGCGGUCCAGUAGCGAUACUGUGACAGAUGGCUAUACUUCGCGGAAGGAUAGACUUUUGCAGCGGGUGGUGUCGCAAGAUAACGUCCAUCAUGAGCGGAAGGCGAGCUUUGCCAAAGAAAUUCCAUCACUCUCCAAUGCACCCUCGAUUAAGCAGGGCAAGCGAUCCGCCUCGAAGGUGCAGGCUACUGUUACGCGAGAACGAGAACCACUAUUUCCUGGACCGCGCAAUCGUAUGCCUUACUUCCGCUGGCUAGGUCCUACCGCCAUCAUGCCUGGCUUCAAGCAGAUGGUGGUGAAGGUGAAGCGCUCAGACACAGAGAGGGCGCGAUCGUCAACGGAUGGUGGCGUGCUUUCUCCGUCUGGCAUAAAUGCCAACACUAGCGACCAGCGCCUGCCCGGCUUAUACUCGACCACACCGGCUGCUGUUGAAUCAGACAUUCGGACACCACUGACCCUGCCCUUCUACGACACGUCUCCUGUGCCACCGAGCGAGCUGAUUACCCAUUUGGCCAACACUUUCUUCACACAUCUAGGCUGCAACUUCCCAUUUCUGCAACGAGAACGCUUCCUGCGUGAUCUCGAGGAGAAGCAGGUCGAUGCGAUCCUGGUGGACGCCGUUUGUGCGCUGGCAGCCCGCUUCUCCACGCACACUUUGAUCGUGCAGCAGCCGCAUGAUGACUCGAAGCCCACUCCAGCAGAGUAUGGUCAUGUGUUUGCGCAGCGAGCGAAGACCGCACUGACAGACACCUUCGCUUGUCCAAGCAUCGCAGCCGUACAAGCAGCCGUUCUGAUAGGGUACAAUGAGUUUGGCGAAAGCAGAGAUAGUGGGCUGUGGAUGUACUUGGGCAUUGCUAUUCGCAUGGCGCAGGACCUCGGCAUGCACAAGCUCGAGGGUCUCAAGUACCAAGGUAGAGAAGGUCCAACGCCGAAGAUGGUCAAGCGAGAAUCACUGUCACACGGACUGCUGCAUGCUCCAAACGCUGUUGAGCUGCAACAAACCGUUGAGCCUGCAAAUGACAGCCUGUCCAAUGUCGCACCUACGCACAAGGAGAUCGAUGAGCAGAAGGCCGUAGAGCAAGAACGCAUUGAUACGUUCUGGGUCGUCUUCUUUCUUGACCGAGUUGUGUCAUCAGGCACCGGCCGUAGAAGUACGAUUCGUGACAAGGACAUCGAGCUCUCCUUCCCAUCUCUGGACCGAAAAGACCCAAAGUGCGGCUGGCCUGCGCCGUUCCCAGCACUCAUACGCAUAGUGCACCUGUACGGUCGUGUGGCGGAUCUUAUGAACAGUGUCAAAGAGCCGUCCGAUAUCACCUCCGAAACCUCGACACGGCUUGCAACGAUGGAGGAUCAAGUGACGCACUUUUACCAGGGACUAUCGCCUCGUCUGCAUUUCGAUGCAGUGAACUUCCAGCACUACGUCAAGGCCGGAGAGGGCACGAAUUUUGUACUUCUGCACUUCUGGUUCCAUACGCUUAUCAUACUCCUACACCAGCCAACGCUGCUUAAGACAUUCGAAGGCCGCAUGUUUCAGCUGUUUCCAAACAGUCAACAGCUUUCUAUGUCCUCCGCGAAGACCAUUGCGGACAUACUGUCAUACUCACAGCUCAUAGACGCUAAAGCGAGCCUUGGCAAUCCAUUCACCACACAGCCCAUAUACAUUGCUGCCUGCGCCUUCCUGAAAGAGACAGUGGAGCAGACAGCAACAUCGAACGCACAGUCACGGGCCGCAAGUCCGUCACGUAAGGAAGUCGAUGCUGAAGAGGGUGCGUCUUCCGAGGACACGCCGCAGAGUGUCAAGAAGCAGGUUUUAUCCACCGCAAACGGCAAGCGCACGCCGAGUGGUGGCACCGAUCAGAAGGUACUUGCUAAGCACACAUUGCUUGCCACGGCUGCGAAUGCGCAUUAUCAACUAUGUUACAAAGCUUUGCAGUCACUCGAAACGUACUGGGCUGGAACGAAAUAUAUCCUCACGGUGCUGGAGCAGAAGUUCGAAGGCGUAGGCGACCCGUUGCUUUAUACGGUGGAAGAAGGCGCGUGUUCGAUGGAGCGUCCAAGACCGGAGCCUGCUUUCACCUCGCCGGGCUGGAGACGAAAGCUCUCGUGGGGACCGUAUCUUGGCCCUCCGAACCCUUUCAGAGGGCAGGGACCUAGCCAGGUACCGGGUAGCCCGAGCGUCGACCCAAGUAAAGCUUUCGGGUGGACACUGACAGGCACGAUGAACUCUCCGAGUACGCAGCUUGCCUGGCAUUACUCGGCAGAUCAGGACCAGCAUGGCCAACACCUCCAUGCCGUCACUGCACAAGGCACUGGCCAGUACCCGCCGCAGUCACUGACAACCAUGCAUGCAACGCCGUCCGUCGUCCACAACACCAGCUCCUCGAGACCGGACGCUGACCUCUUGCUGGGCCUUCGCACGUCAUUCACAGCAUCCGUUGGCGGCGGUACCGAUAUACCAGACGGACAUUCGAUCUCAAUGGAACAGCAGACACCACUACCCGGCAGCUACGGCCAUUUCAAUAUGCCUAUGGAUAGUUUCUCCGGCCAAUUCCAGCCGAAUGUGGAGAAUUUCGGCGAUAUGUUCAUACAGUCUCAAGAUGUCGAUAUGAAUAUGCUGGGCCUGGACAUGAUGCCAUGGUUCACGAUGACUGAGCCGACGGAUUUGGAUGGCAUGUCACUUUGAACUUGAGAAGACAAGAGAGCAUAGCUAUUGUACUGAUGCAUGAUGACGUAGAGCCUAGGUCAGCAAAGAGAUCACAGUAUCUUUGCUAUGAGUAGCUACAAUGCUGUACAGAGUUUGUUCAACUUCUGUGA